Diplodia corticola is the source of this 669-nucleotide messenger RNA. RefSeq lists its product as uncharacterized. The transcript is spliced from 3 exons. NCBI's taxonomy places the organism in Eukaryota, Fungi, Ascomycota, Dothideomycetes, Botryosphaeriales, Botryosphaeriaceae. The coding region runs from base 1 to 669 and encodes 222 amino acids. The record is from RefSeq and is a predicted model, not a curated record.
AUGUCCUCCCGCCGCCCCCCACCCCCGCCCUACCGCACCACCACCGCCUCCGGCAUGCGCCGCAACCUCUUCAGCAGCCACCUCUCGCGGCGGCCCCCGACAACGACGACGACGACGGCGGCGGCGGCGGCGGCUGCGGCGGCGACACCCACCAUCGGCACCGGCGGCGGGCCCUCCAGCACGAGCGCGACGUCGGCGACGACGUUGCAGCUGGAGCAUAAUAACGGCAAUGGCAACGGCGGCGGCAAUGGCGGUGGAGGCGGAGGCGGAGGAGGGGGAGGCGGAGGAGGGGGAGGGGGUGGCAGAGGACAUCACCUGGUCGACGACGGUGGUGGGCGGCGGCGCAGGGUCGAUGGCGGCGAUGGCGAUGACGGCGACGUUGAUGGGGGCGUCGUCGAUGGCGAGGAAGGGGAAUGUCGGGACAUUGUGGCGCGCGAUGCGGAGGGGAGUUAUCGGCUGGAGAUGCCGUAUCUGAACCCCGUGCCGAGGGACGAGCUGAGGGAGGAGAGAGAGGUGGAAAGUAGGUUGAUCGAGACGUACCGGAAGCAUCAGCACCAUAUCGAGCCCAAUGAGUUCAGAGCCACGCUGCAGGCCAGCUUGCAGGCGAAGGUGGAGUCAUUGGACGAGGAUCAGUGGAUGUUCGAGGGCGACGAUCCGGUGCCGUCGUGA